Acanthoscelides obtectus is the source of this 1787-nucleotide messenger RNA. The record is from the annotation of a GenBank genome assembly. NCBI's taxonomy places the organism in Eukaryota, Metazoa, Arthropoda, Insecta, Coleoptera, Chrysomelidae.
UUUUCAAUAGAUAUCUUUUCUAAUUAUUUAUUUUCAUGGUUUUUAAAGAUUUUUGACAAACACACUAUGGUUUGACGUUUGCUGACUUUUGACUUGACUUUGACAGGAGUUGGUAUAAAGAUGAGAAAAAAAACGAAUCUAAUUAUCAAAAGAAUCAUUUGGAUUUUUUUUUGACAACAGUGAAGAGGACGACGAUUCGUUGUCAUUUUUUUGCAUUUGCAUACCAAACGUUUUUAAAUCAGAUUUCACAGAUAAACAUUGCUCAAAUUCCCGUCACAUUCAUCAGUUCUGAUCCCCGCAAAACGUUUCGCCGAAAAUACGUGUUCACCUGCUCUCAGUUUUUGAUAAAAAUAACAUGAACAGAUAGAUGUAUUGCGCAUAAAGAUGAAAAAUGGACGUUUUAUUUAUUUGUCUGCGAAAUCAGCUUCUUCCCAUAGCCUCUAGAGCUUUAACGACUCGCAGAAAUUACGUCAGACUAGCAGAAGUUGGCAAAUUAGAACAGCCUAAGCUUUCUGGAAAAUAUGAAACGGGUCAGUUGAUUCUACACAGAGUUUUUGGAUAUAGAGGUGUUGUAUUAUUUCCGUGGCUAGCAAGAGUGUAUGAUAGGGAUCUACCUCACCACAGAGAUGGGGAUGAAGAACCAGGUCCAGGAGUUGGCAAAGAAGUCAGAGGAAGGACACAUACAUUCUACCAAGUUCUUAUUGAUCAGAGAGAUUGUCCUUACAUUAGAGCUCAAUCAGAAGCUGUAACCUUCCUGGGUAACCAAGAAUCCUCCAGAAGCCUUUAUGCCAUCCCAGGUUUAGAUUAUGUUGCCCACGAAGACAUAAUACCAUAUGUCAGUGCAGAAAAGACACCACUCAAUCAUGAAUUAUUUGAUAAGUUUUUAAUGCCAAAUCCUAAAGGAGAUCCCCCAUUUGUUGCCCAAGAAACUCUGAAAGCCUGGCAAAACAAAAAUCAUCCUUGGCUGGAGCUAUCAGAUGUGCAUAAAGAAACUACAGAAAAUAUUCGAGUUACUGUCAUUCCAUUUUAUAUGGGAUGUAGAGAGUCACAUGCUAACUCUGUUUAUUGGUGGCGUUACUGCAUUAGACUUGAAAACCUCGGAUCAUUAAGUGUACAACUCAGAGAAAGGCAUUGGAGAAUAUUUUCCCUUUCUGGCACCCUGGAAACUGUCAGAGGUAGAGGAGUUGUAGGACAAGAACCUGCUUUAACCAGAACGUUACCAGCUUUUCAGUAUAGCAGUCAUGUCAGCUUACAGGCUCCAAGUGGCCACAUGUGGGGCACCUUUAGAAUGGAACGGGAAGAUGGUUACACUUUUGAUUGCAGAAUCCCUCCAUUUUCUCUAGAAAGCAAGCCAGAAGGUGGCACAGCAACGCCCCCAGAUACGGUUUAAAUAUUUCGUAUCGACCAGAUCCAUAAACAAAACAGGAUCCAACAUUUUAUCACUACAUGCAGCCUUGAAGCUAACUGGUUCAGGGUUCUUAACAUAAACCCUGCUUGACUUAUGAGGAUUAACCUCUUUUGAGUGAUGCUUCAAAUAUUUUGCUGUUCUGAAAAUACUGUUACUUGCUUGGCUGCAGUCAGUAGUAUAAAAUGAUUCGAAAUUGUUUCAGUAGAAGUAUUUUAAGUAGGUAUCUGUACAUAAACGAGGAGAGCAUGUAAAUAAAUUAAUUUAUAAUUUUUCCCGAACAAGAUUCUUGAAUAAAGUUCUAAGUGAAACUCUGGAAUUUUUCCUUGACGAGAAAGACAUGUACAAUGGCUGCUGGAGUUGACUAGUAUCGCACCAUUCU